CGAAAAUUUUAUAAAUGUGGUUGCUUUAAGCAAGCAGCAAAAUUGCAUUUUCGAAAUUUUCCGCCUGCAGCUGGCCCUGGACGUGCUUUGUAUCCGUGGAGAACAGAGAAGCAAAGAUAGACGCCGUGUGGGGUUGGGUUGCUUCCGCCCCGCUGCGCUUAGCGGCGAACAGAAUGGGCGACCUUCCGGGCUCCACGGGCGGAGGAAGUGGCCCAGCUGCAGCCGGAAAUGCAAGUGGAAAUUCUAGUUCUGCAGGCAACACAGGCCUUGGUGUGGCCGGCACCACGGGCGUGGACCGUCCACCAUCUCCGGCCCGCCUCUCGCACACAUCCGAGAAGCAUCCAAAGGUGACGCUGACCGAGCUCAACAUGCUGCGGCGCCAUCGCGAGCUGUGCGACGUUGUGCUCAAUGUCGGUGGGCGCAAAAUCUUCGCCCAUCGGGUUAUACUAUCCGCCUGUAGCUCUUACUUCUGUGCAAUGUUCACGGGAGAGCUGGAGGAGUCACGCCAAACAGAGGUCACCAUACGCGACAUCGACGAGAACGCCAUGGAACUGCUCAUCGACUUUUGCUACACGGCCCACAUCAUUGUCGAGGAGUCCAACGUGCAGACUCUGCUGCCAGCCGCCUGCCUGCUUCAGCUGGUGGAGAUCCAGGACAUUUGCUGCGAGUUCCUCAAGCGCCAACUGGACCCGACCAACUGCCUGGGCAUCCGAGCCUUUGCCGACACACACUCCUGCCGCGAGCUGCUUCGCAUUGCCGACAAAUUUACCCAGCACAACUUCCAGGAGGUGAUGGAGAGCGAGGAGUUCUUGCUGCUGCCUGUUGGCCAGCUGGUGGACAUUAUCUGCAGCGACGAGCUUAACGUCCGCUCCGAGGAGCAGGUCUUCAAUGCGGUCAUGUCGUGGCUAAAGUACAAUGUGGCCGAGAGGCGCCAGCAUUUGGCCCAGGUACUCCAACACGUCCGUCUGCCUCUACUCUCUCCAAAGUUCCUGGUCGGCACUGUGGGCUCCGAUCUCCUGGUCCGCAGCGACGAGGCUUGCCGGGAUCUAGUGGAUGAGGCCAAGAACUAUCUGCUGCUGCCCCAGGAGCGCCCUCUGAUGCAGGGUCCACGCACCCGACCCCGCAAGCCAACACGUCGCGGCGAGGUUCUGUUUGCCGUAGGAGGCUGGUGCUCCGGCGACGCAAUUGCCUCAGUGGAGCGCUUCGAUCCGCAGACCAACGACUGGAAAAUGGUUGCACCCAUGAGCAAGCGACGCUGCGGUGUAGGCGUGGCCGUCCUCAACGAUCUACUCUAUGCUGUGGGUGGCCACGACGGUCAGAGUUACCUGAACAGCAUCGAGCGCUACGACCCGCAGACGAAUCAAUGGUCCUGUGAUGUGGCACCCACCACCUCGUGCCGCACCAGUGUGGGCGUGGCGGUGUUAGACGGUUUCUUGUAUGCUGUUGGUGGCCAGGACGGGGUCCAGUGCCUGAAUCACGUGGAGCGCUACGAUCCCAAGGAGAACAAGUGGUCCAAGGUGGCCCCGAUGACCACACGACGUCUAGGCGUCGCGGUGGCCGUCUUGGGCGGUUUCCUCUAUGCGAUUGGUGGCUCGGAUGGCCAAUGUCCCUUGAAUACAGUAGAGCGCUAUGAUCCUAGGCAAAACAAAUGGGUGGCCGUCAGUCCCAUGUCCACGCGUCGCAAGCACUUGGGCUGUGCGGUGUUCAACAACUAUAUCUAUGCCGUUGGCGGGCGAGAUGAUUGUAUGGAGCUCUCGUCCGCUGAGCGCUAUAAUCCACUGACCAACACCUGGAGCCCCAUUGUGGCCAUGACCUCGCGACGCAGCGGGGUCGGCCUGGCCGUGGUGAACGGACAACUGUACGCGGUGGGCGGCUUUGAUGGCUCCGCCUAUCUGAAGACCAUCGAGGUGUACGAUCCGGAGACGAAUCAAUGGCGUCUCUGUGGCUGCAUGAACUACCGCCGCCUGGGCGGUGGCGUGGGCGUGAUGCGUGCUCCUCAGACUGAAAACUAUAUGUGGUGCGAAAACAGUCUUAAGCAGCAUAAUAAUCCCCCAUCCUAAUGAAUUUCAUAACUUGCUUGUUCGCUUCAUUACUCAUUCAUCGAUUGUUGUAUUUUGUCUUCUUUUCCCCUGCUUCCUCACAUGCUCGCUAACAACACAUGCUAACAAAUGCGGAAAACGCAGGAUACGCAAGGAUUCUGUUGUCUGAUGGGAGAAGCAUCCGCCGUCGUUGACGUUGCCCUCGCAAACGUUGCCGCCGCCGCAUUUCUAUUAGCAAUUGAAGCCAAAUUUAAACCCCCCUACCACCCUCACUCCCACCCAUCCACUCCACUCCACUCCUCUCCACUCCAAUCCACUCCACUCUACUCCCGAAUCCGUUGCUUAGCAGAUUGUCUCUGAAUGUACUAUGUGUUAAUUGUUUAUGUCGUAGAGCCUAAGCGUAAGCCCAAGCCCCUCCCCCAGAAUAGUAGUAUAAGAGAUAGAAGCCCAACUAACUAAUCCCUCACUCGUCACCAUCACCCACCCCAUCACUCCUGUACGUAAUUGAAUGAUUGUAACUAAUAUUACACUAGUACUAGUACUCUAAGCAGCUAUAACUGAUGGACAACUCGAAAUCGUAAUACCUAGAAGAUGUUGCUGGUUGAAAUUUCAUGGAAAUUGCUAGCCCAUGCCCCACGCCCCGCGCCCCAUGCCUUCUUUCGGUAACAGAGUUAAAACAAAACACGAAUCAAAUACUAAACAUUAAACAGAAUUCAGUUAGCUAUAAAUUGAAUAUCAAUGAGCUCUAAAGUCAA
Drosophila persimilis is the source of this 2794-nucleotide messenger RNA. RefSeq names its product kelch-like protein diablo (gene dbo). Gene Ontology annotation, molecular function: protein binding. The transcript is spliced from 6 exons. The record is from RefSeq and is a predicted model, not a curated record. The coding region runs from base 174 to 2060 and encodes 628 amino acids. NCBI's taxonomy places the organism in Eukaryota, Metazoa, Arthropoda, Insecta, Diptera, Drosophilidae.